AUGGAAUCCAAAAAUUUCUUUCUCUGCAUUACCAUACUUCUCUUUGCUGCUUCUUCUUCUUCUUCCUCAGAAAUCUUGCAGAAACAGACUUACAUCAUUCAGCUUCACCCUAAUAGCGAGACUGCUAAAACCUUUACCUCAAAGUACGAUUGGCAUCUCUCUUUUCUCCAAGAAGCGGUUUUAGGAGUUGAAGAGGAAAGCUUUGAAGAGCCUUCUUCACGGAUUCUAUACUCUUACGGCUCUGCCAUUGAAGGAUUUUCUGCUCAAUUAACCGAAUCAGAAGCCGAGACGCUGAGAAACUCACCUGAAGUUGUUGCAGUGAGGCCUGACCAUGUGCUUCAGGUCCAAACCACUUACUCUUACAAGUUCUUGGGGCUGGACGGCGGUCUCGGAAACUCCGGUGUAUGGUCUAAAUCCCGGUUUGGCCAAGGCACGAUUGUCGGCGUUCUUGAUACCGGAGUUUGGCCUGAAAGCCCUAGCUUUGACGAUACAGGAAUGCCUUCUGUCCCACGCAAAUGGAAAGGGAUUUGCCAAGAAGGAGAGAACUUCAGUUCCUCGAGCUGUAACCGUAAGCUAAUCGGUGCCAGAUUCUUCAUCAGAGGCCACCGUGUCGCUAACUCGCCACAAGAAUCACCAAACAUGCCUCGUGAAUACAUAUCCGCAAGAGACUCAACAGGACACGGGACUCACACCGCGUCAACAGUUGGUGGAUCCUCGGUUUCGAUGGCGAGUGUUCUCGGCAAUGGAGCUGGCGUGGCUCGUGGGAUGGCUCCUGGAGCUCACAUCGCGGUUUACAAAGUCUGUUGGUUCAACGGAUGUUACAGCUCUGACAUUCUUGCAGCUAUAGAUGUAGCGAUUCAAGAUAAAGUCGAUGUUCUUUCGCUCUCCCUCGGCGGUUUCCCGAUUCCUCUGUACGAUGACACAAUCGCCAUUGGAACGUUCAGAGCCAUGGAACAUGGGAUCUCUGUAAUCUGUGCAGCUGGUAACAACGGUCCGAUCGAUAGCUCGGUUGCAAACACAGCUCCUUGGGUCUCAACCAUUGGUGCAGGCACGCUCGACCGUAGAUUCCCUGCUGUAGUCAGAUUAGCAAACGGGAAGCUUCUCUAUGGAGAGUCAUUGUAUCCAGGGAAAGGCUUAAAGAACGCUGAGAGAGAGCUCGAAGUGGUUUACGUCACCGGAGGAGAAAGAGGCACCGAGUUUUGCUUGAGAGGAUCACUUCCAAGAGAGAAGGUCAAAGGCAAGAUGGUGAUAUGUGAUCGUGGAGUCAAUGGAAGAUCAGAGAAAGGAGAAGCGAUCAAAGAAGCAGGUGGUGUUGCAAUGAUCUUGGCUAACACAGAGAUCAACCAAGAAGAAGAUUCCAUCGACGUUCAUCUUUUGCCAGCUACAUUGAUCGGUUACGCGGAGUCGGUUGUUUUGAAAGGUUACGUGAAUGCCACGGUGAAGCCAAAGGCGAGGAUAAUAUUUGGAGGGACAGUGAUUGGGAGGUCAAGAGCACCGGAGGUGGCUCAGUUUUCAGCUCGAGGACCGAGUUUAGCUAAUCCUUCGAUUCUUAAACCGGAUAUGAUUGCUCCUGGAGUCAACAUCAUCGCUGCUUGGCCUCAGAAUCUUGGACCAACAGGUCUUCCUUACGAUGCAAGAAGAGUUAACUUCACUGUCAUGUCAGGGACUUCAAUGUCUUGUCCACAUGUUAGUGGAAUCACUGCUCUAAUCCGGUCUACGUACCCGAACUGGUCUCUAGCUGCGAUCAAAUCCGCAAUGAUGACGAGUGCGGAUUUGUAUGAUCGUCAAGGGAAAGUGAUCAGAGACGGGAACAAUCCGGCCGGUUUGUUUGCGAUCGGAGCAGGGCAUGUGAAUCCGGGAAAGGCGAUAAACCCGGGACUGGUUUACAACAUUCAACCGGUGGAUUACAUAACGUAUCUAUGCAGUAUUGGAUUCACAAGAUCAGAUGUUUUAGCGAUCACUCACAAGAACGUGAGCUGCAGCGGGAUCUUGAGGAAAAACCCUAGUUUUAGCCUUAAUUAUCCGUCGAUUUCAGUGAUUUUCAAACGUGGGAAGAAGAUGGAGAUGGUCACAAGGCGUGUGACUAACGUUGGGAGUCCUGAUUCGGUAUACUCGGUGAAGGUUAAAGCUCCUCAAGGGAUCAAAGUGAUUGUAAACCCUAAGAGGCUUGUGUUUAAACAUAAGGAUGAGACUCUGAGCUAUCGAGUUUGGUUUGUGUUGAAGAAGAGAAACAGAGGAGAGAAGGUGGUUGGUUCCUUUGGGCAGGGACAGUUGACUUGGGUCAACUCUAGGAAUCUGAUGCAGCGAGUUAGGAGUCCAAUCUCUGUCACCUUCAAGAAUAAUUAA
Messenger RNA from Microthlaspi erraticum, 2346 nucleotides. The record is from the annotation of a GenBank genome assembly. NCBI's taxonomy places the organism in Eukaryota, Viridiplantae, Streptophyta, Magnoliopsida, Brassicales, Brassicaceae.